Hibiscus syriacus is the source of this 945-nucleotide messenger RNA. Its product is annotated as dnaJ protein homolog 2-like. Gene Ontology annotation, biological process: protein refolding. The record is from RefSeq and is a predicted model, not a curated record. Gene Ontology annotation, cellular component: cytoplasm; cytosol. Bases 1 to 945 code for a protein of 314 amino acids. Gene Ontology annotation, molecular function: Hsp70 protein binding. The transcript has 7 exons. NCBI's taxonomy places the organism in Eukaryota, Viridiplantae, Streptophyta, Magnoliopsida, Malvales, Malvaceae.
AUGUGUGAGCGCUUUCCAAGGUACUCUGUCUACACCAACUAUUAUGAAGUUCUUGGUGUUCCAAAAACUGCAACUCGAGAUGAAAUAAAGAAGGCUUAUAAGAAAGGUGCAAUGAAGAAUCAUCCUGAUAAAUGUGGAGACGCUGAGAAGUUUAAGGAAUUGGUUGAGGCUUAUGAAGUUCUUAGUGACCCAGAGAAGAGAAAAAUUUAUGAUCAAUACGGUGAAGAUGAUGUUACAGAGGGAAUGGGAGGAGACGACGAUCCAUAUUUUCCUGGCGGUGGUAAAUACAAAGGAGGAAGGAAGAAGCGAGGUGAAGAUGUUGUGCAUCCUCUUCAAGUCUCUCUGGAAGAUUUGUACAAUGGGGCAACCAAAAAACUCUCUGUUCCCAGGAACGCAAUAUGCGGUAAAUGUAGAGGGAAAGGUUCAAAGGGAGUCUCCUCUAAGUGUUAUGGUUGCGACGGUUCAGGAUGGAAUACUAUAGUACAUUGGGACGAUGACCGUUUUUGGGAUGCUUGUCCGGAAUGCGAAGGUUCAGGUGAGGUUUACAUGGAUCUAAUGUGCCCCCAGUGCAAGGGAAACAAGGUUACUCAAGAAAAGAAGAAACUGAAAGUUCAUAUUGAGAAAGGAAUGCUAGAUGGUCAUAAAAUUACAUUCAAGCGACAAGCUAACGAGGCUCCAGACAUAGCAACUGGUGACAUUGUUGUUGUCUUGCAACUCAAGAAACACCCCACAUUUAAGAGGAUGAUGGAUGACCUCCAUGUGGAACACAAUCUCAGUUUGACAGAGGCUAUGUGUGGGUUUGAAUUUGCCCUGACUCACCUUGAUGGCCGGAAGCUCCUAAUUAAAUCGAACCCGGGCGAGGUCAUUGAACCUGGUCAAUACAAGGCUAUCGAUGAUGAGGGUGUGAAGAGACUAUUUUGCAUGAUGUCAGCACCGAUGAGGUAA